GUAUUGCUACUUUUUAUCUUCAUUGCGAUUGCUGCAAGCCCUUCUGAUGGCUCAUUUCGUGAUCGUUGCAAAUGUCCAAGAUAUUGGGUUCCAUUUAGAAGAAGUUGCUAUCGAGUGUUCUCAUAUUUAAGGAGGUGGCAUGAAGCAGAAGCUCAUUGCAAAUCCUUUAGGAGAAAAGGACGACAAGGUCACCUCGUCUCCAUCGAAAGUCAUUCUGAAAACAAUUUCGUCUCCACGCUUUGGAGAACAUCUUAUGGUAGGGUACGAUGGAGGAAGACAUACUGGAUUGGUUUGAAGAGGCAUGGUCAUAGUUGGCGUUGGUCGGACUUCUCACCAUUCCGGUACACAAGAUGGGGAAGACGUCAACCCAGUAAUGGAAGACGCCAAAAUUGCGUCCACCAACAGUAUAGGAGGAGUAGUUACCUGACCUGGAAUGACAACCGUUGCUGGAAAAAGUUAUCAUACGUAUGCGAGAUAGAAAAACGCUAA
Messenger RNA from Anneissia japonica, 489 nucleotides. RefSeq names its product alpha-N-acetylgalactosamine-specific lectin-like. Gene Ontology annotation, molecular function: signaling receptor activity. The annotation marks the transcript as partial. The transcript has a single exon. Lineage: Eukaryota; Metazoa; Echinodermata; Crinoidea; Comatulida; Comatulidae. The record is from RefSeq and is a predicted model, not a curated record.